This is a messenger RNA of Lagopus muta (rock ptarmigan), 1242 nucleotides long. Its product is annotated as rho GTPase-activating protein 32-like. Gene Ontology annotation, biological process: small GTPase-mediated signal transduction. The record is from RefSeq and is a predicted model, not a curated record. Gene Ontology annotation, cellular component: actin cytoskeleton; Golgi apparatus; nucleoplasm. Gene Ontology annotation, molecular function: GTPase activator activity. The transcript is spliced from 7 exons. NCBI's taxonomy places the organism in Eukaryota, Metazoa, Chordata, Aves, Galliformes, Phasianidae. Bases 67 to 1242 code for a protein of 391 amino acids.
UUUGAGUCUGAGCAGGUUCCUGAGCUAACCGUCCGCGACGUUCACAGCGCGAGCUCCCUCUGCAAAAUGUACUUCAGGGAGCUCCCGACCCCCCUGCUGACCGACCAGCUGUACGACAAGUUCUCGGAUGCUGUUGGUGCCACUACGGAGGAGGAGCGGCUGGUCAGAAUGCGGGACGUCAUCCAGCAGCUGCCCGCUCCUCACUACAGGACCUUGGCGUAUCUGAUGAGACACUUGGCCUGUCUGGCUGGGCACUGCUCCACCACAAACAUGCAUGCGAAGAACUUAGCCAUUGUGUGGGCUCCAAACCUCUUAAGAUCACAGCAGAGCGAGUCUGCCUGCGCCAGUGGGAGAGCUGCCUGCACGGAACUGCAGACGCAGUCGUCUGUGGUGGAAUUCAUCAUCGACCACACAGACGUCCUCUUCUGCUCCACAUCUGGACGUGACCUCGCAGGUGGAGCAGGGCACAGUUCUCUCUCAGGGCCCCAGUCUGUGCAGGCAUCUUCUCCUGCUACAGAGCUGCUCAGCCUGGAGGAGGCGCAGGCACGGAGGCGAGGCCACAGCAGCUCUCCUGUGGUUGUGACUGAGAGCAGGGACAUAGAGGUGGAAGAAGGCCCCGCAGCUGUACGGGGGAAAUUCCACACAGUCAUCGACUUUCCAUCUGAAAGACCAAGUCCGCCCAGCAAGAUAAAGGAAUCACCAGCUGGCUGUUGGUGUUCCUGCUUCAGCCUGGGAAAACCAUCGUCUGGGGCCAAACGCCAGCCACAGCGCCGUCCCAGGGAGCCCUCAGAAAUAGAAAUCGUAGUGCUGGCAGAUGAACUGAGCCCUUGUCCACCCAGAAGAGCCGGAGCAAGUAGCGAAGCUGGGCUGUGUGCUUCCACCAGUGGAGAGCUCUUGGGAAGCACAAAUGGCUGCGGUUCACAUGACAGCCUUCCAUGUAACAACAGUGAUGGAGAGAGGGAGCUCAUCCAAGUUCAAGCCCUCAUUUCUCCCGGCUCUGCUGAAGAUGCUGACCUGAGCCCGCCAGGCACCACAGUCACCAGCCUGGACUGUGACCCAGCGCCUUUGCAGUGCAGCCCAGCCCAAGCACAGUCCGAGUGCCCCGACAGCAGCACCUCUGUGCAGGAGCAGGUCGGCAUCACCGAUGAGAAGCCGUGCCUCUUGGAGGGGGGCUUAGAAUCAGGCCCUCAGUCCCAGGCACCGUGCAGCGGAUCUGACAGCUCUGAGCCACUCUCUCCGUGA